Molecule: messenger RNA, 3959 nt
Organism: Dunckerocampus dactyliophorus (ringed pipefish)
Lineage: Eukaryota; Metazoa; Chordata; Actinopteri; Syngnathiformes; Syngnathidae
Gene: galk2
Product: galactokinase 2
Exons: 10
Coding region: 178-1554 (458 amino acids)
Biological process (GO): galactose metabolic process; carbohydrate phosphorylation
Cellular component (GO): cytosol; cytoplasm
Molecular function (GO): galactokinase activity; ATP binding
Source: RefSeq, a predicted model, not a curated record
GUCGGAUACUAAUGUACAUAUAUUGAUGCUAAACUCCUGGUUAAGAGCUGACCCUGAUUCAGGUAAUCGACAUCCGGGAUCCUGUGACGGUCAGUUGAUUCGCGGCCAGGAUGUCCGCAUAAUUCUGAGCCCUGCUGUUUGGCAAGACGAGUAUUUUCGGAGUUGUUCAAUCUAAAAAUGUCCUCAAGCCCACCCAAAUUUAAAGCUGCGGUCAUUGGUAGUGAACGGCUCCAAAACUUGAAAACAACUUUCGAACUCAAGUAUGGAGGACCGCCUGUCUUCUAUGCAUGUGCACCAGGAAGAGUAAAUCUCAUAGGCGAGCACAUUGAUUACUGCGGCUACUCUGUUCUUCCAAUGGCUAUUGAACAGAAUAUCCUUGCAGCCGUCUCAGUGAACAAGUCAGAGACAAUCCAGCUGGCCAACACAAACACUACGUACAAGGAUUUUACUGUGUCGUGCUCAGAGGAAAUAGCCAUUGACAGGGCUAACCCAAAGUGGUAUUAUUAUUUCCUCUGUGGAGUUAAAGGCAUUCAGGAGACGUUUGGCAUCACACGUUUACCAGGGAUGUCAUGUGUUGUGGACGGAAACAUCCCACCGAGCUCCGGCCUGUCCAGUUCUAGUGCCUUAGUGUGUUGCGCUGGUCUCGUAACGAUGGAAGCAAAUCAGAAGUCCCUCUCCAAAGUGGCUCUUGCGGAGAUAUGUGCUAAAGGUGAGCGCUACGUAGGCACAGAGGGAGGAGGAAUGGACCAGUCCAUCUCAUUCCUGGCAGAGAAAGGAACUGCGAAGCUGAUUGAGUUCGAGCCUUUGAGAGCCACUGAUGUCCAACUCCCAGACGGCGCUGUGUUUGUGAUUUCCAACUGCUGUGUUCGGAUGAAUAAAGCAGCUUCUUCUCAUUACAAUAUCCGUGUGGUCGAGUGUCGGAUCGCAGCAAAGAUGCUGGCCCACGCCAGGGGGCUAAGCUUCAACAGGUUGUUGAAGCUGGCGCAGGUGCAGAUUGAGCUAGAAGCGUCUCUGGAGGACAUGCUGUCUCUGGUGGAUGAGGUUCUGCAUCCUGAGCCGUACAGCCGUGAGGAGGUCUGCAAGGUUCUGGGUAUCACCUCGGAGCAGUUUUCCACAGAGCUGCUGAGUGCUAACACUCAAGAUGUGAAACAUUUCAAGCUGCACCAGAGAGCUAAGCAUGUUUACGGUGAAGCAGCACGUGUUCUGCACUUCAAGAACGUUUGUGAUUCUGGACCUGCUGAGUCCAUCCAGCUCCUGGGAGACCUGAUGAACCAGAGCCACGCUAGCUGCCGGGACCUGUAUGAGUGCAGCUGCCCUGAACUGGACCAACUGGUGGACAUUUGUCUGAAGUCUGGAGCUGUGGGCUCUCGGCUGACAGGAGCGGGCUGGGGUGGCUGUGUUGUCUCCAUGGUUCCAAGUGACAAACUCCAGUCUUUCUGGCGAGCAGUGAGGGAAGCCUACUACCUGCCUGAUUCAUGUCGAGCCGCCAUUGUGGAACAAAGUUUGUUUGUAUCGAAGCCUGGAGGUGGAGCUGCAAUUUAUCUUGAAGAAUGAUCCUCUGUUUCUAGACUGUGAUUUCAGUGGAUGUUAGAAAUUAUACCUAAAUUCAAGUCAUAGAGUGCAGUAAUAAUACUGUAUGAAUAUUUCAUAUGGCCUAGUGGUUAGGUCUCUUGUUGAAAACACGCAAGCGCAGGAGAGAGAUGACAGAAGACAGCUCCAUUUUAGACUAUUUGGAUGAACUGUGCACGGAUGAGGAAUAUGUCACUCAACUAAGUAUUAUGUAUGGUAAAAUGCAGGGUGAUUCAAAAUCAGCACGCAAUAUUCAAGAAACCAAAAACAAUAGAAAACUACAGCUUGGACAUGUGUUGUACAUACAGUACCUCCAACUUUUAAUUUCCUGUUUCACAAGUGCUCAAUGUGGCCACCACUGGUGGAACAUAAACUUUAACACAACCCCACAGGAAAAAAAAAACACACACAGUGAGGUCCAGGGAUGUGGCAGGCCAAGUGCAGAGAGUGACACACUGUGGUGACUUUUUUUAUGUUCCACCACUUCCAGCAAAUAUCCAUGACAUGAAAGAUGGAAGAUCAGCUGCAAUCAACACGGUGGCCCGAGACAUCCUGAGGUGCGUUUGGGAAGAAUUCUCAUAUGGGCUUGAUGUUGUCCGUGCUGCCAGUGGUGGCCACUUUGAGCACGUGUAAAACAUGAAAUGAAAACUUGCAGGUAUGUACAACACGUGUGUCCCAGCUGGAGUUUUCUGUUGUUUUUCCUUUUUGAAAUAUUGCGUGCUGAUUUUGGUGCAUUAUUUUUGAAUCACCCUGUAUGUUACCAUACAUAAAUACUUAGUUGAGUGACAUGUUCCUCAUCAGCGCACAGUUCAUCCAAAUAGUCCAAAAUGGAGCUGUCUUCUGUCAUCUCUCUCCUGCGCUUGCAUGUUUGCAACAAGAGGCGCUGGCCCUGAAAUGACAACAGGCGCAGCCGUGUGUUGCGCUUUGUGUGACUGGUGUGGACCUUUGACCUCCUGAAUACUGGGCUACAGUGCCAGGGAAAAAGGGAACCGGUUGAAUGCGUCACAGGCCCACAGGCUGCCAUGAGGCAGCGCAAAUGACGUUAGAUAUCAUAUCACAGCCUGUCACACUUUCAAUUGCACUUUAUUAUACUCACGCAACUGGACGGUGUUGCUGGCUACUGGACACCAUCUUGAUCAGCCCAGAUCACCAGUGGGCUCCCUGGUUAAGUCCAUCACAGGCGGUGGAAUCCAGCAAAGACGGGAUGAACGUGGCUAGAAUGACAUCAUGCAGGUAGGCGAUACUUGCUGAUCAAGAACAUAAAGAAAACAAAGUUGCUCAGUUGCCAAGAACGUCGGACAUUUCUACAAUGUUGGAGCCAGCCACGAAAACUCGGAAACAGCGCUUCCGUUUGACCAGAAGAGUGCAAUUUUACAUUACGGUCACGAGGAGGCGCCGUUAACCCAGACUGGGACACACGCACUCAACCAUUGACAUACAGUUGUCCUCAAAAUUAUUCAUACCCUCGUUCAUAUUUGUGAUUUUUCAUUUUUGUAAUUAAAAGAAUGCAUUUUGUCAAGUUUGUUCAUGAAAUUAUGUGACCAACAAGUGAAAUAACAAUACACAAUAAGAAAUUCUUAAUUUCAGGGGUAUUGUAUUCAUGGAGUUUUUUUAAAUGUCAUGUUCAAAAUGAUUCGUACCCUAGGUUUACCGAGUCCAAUGUCUUUCUUUAGUAGUCAAUAGCAAAGCCUUUGUCGUUUCUGACUGCUUCGAGACGAUUCUUGUACGUGGCCACGAGCUUCCUGCAUGUCUCCUGUGGGACUUUGGCCCAUUCUUACUCCGCGAAAGCCUCAAGCCGGGUCAGGUUGGUCGCUUUCCAAGCCAUCAAGCCGUCAAGUCUAACCACAAGUUGUCCAUUGGAUUCAGGUCAGGGCUCUUGACUCCGCCAUUGUACGACGUUGACAUCGGGUGUUUCUCAGCAGAUUCCUUACAUGUGUUACUCAGCAGAAGAAGAUGCGAGCGUCUUCAUCACAUAUACAAGAAUGGACAGGUGAUGGUGUGCAUGGGUACCGCGCAAGACAACUAUCAAAACCAACCUCUGCUUAAAUGGCCCCAGCAACUAAGCGGAACUACGUUCCUUGUUAGGGAUCAGAACUGCACUCACGGGAAGUCACAGUUGCUGUAGUACACUGCUGAUGGGGAUGUUAUACGACGUAAUGUCAACAAAUCCGAACUAUCCCUUUAAGUCAAUGUUUAAUUGCAGCCAGCUGUAGCACACUGUCCAACAGGCGCGAAGCGACCUCGCAUGACUACUAACAGGAAGUGCACACAAACUACGAGCGUACAACGUGAAAUAAAAGAGUAAAUAAUAAUGGGGGGAAAAUGGAGCAUACCAGUAAGCCUAUUGUUAUUCCCUCCAGUCGACAAUUACCAGACCAAGAUUUUUCUUU